Molecule: messenger RNA, 681 nt
Organism: Opisthocomus hoazin
Lineage: Eukaryota; Metazoa; Chordata; Aves; Opisthocomiformes; Opisthocomidae
Source: RefSeq, a predicted model, not a curated record
AUGAGGCACAGAUUGCUUGCACCAAUUCCGUGUGGCUGGCCGGGGCAGGACUCUCUGUCUAGGCUGUUCGCCCGCUGCGGGCACGUUCAGUCUGUGGACGUCUGCGAGAAGCCGGAGCCGGGAGAGAAAAAAGAAAAACUCACGUCCAAAUUCUUCAACCGCAAAGCUGUAACGGGAUUUCAGGUAGCAUACGUGGUGUUCAGGAAACCAGCGGGUGUCCAGGCAGCCAAGGCCCUGUCGCAGGAAGGUCCCUUGCUGAUAUCAACAGAGAGUCACCCCGUGAAAACCGGUGUUAGCAAGUGGAUCGCCAACUAUGUGGCCUCAGUCGUGGAUCAAGAGGAGCUGAAGGCUGAGGUGGAUGCCUACAUGCAAGACUAUGACAAAAAGAUAGCAGAGGAAGAAGCCAAGGCGGCCAGGGAGGAGGGCGUUCCAGAUGAGGAGGGCUGGGUGAAGGUGACGCGGAAGGGACGGAAGCCUGGCCUGCCCCGGACAGAGGCUGCCAGCCUGCUUGGGCUGGAGAGAGAGAAGCAGAAGAGAGCCCGCAAAGAGCUGCUCAACUUCUAUGCCUGGCAGCAUCGCGAGACCAAGAGAGAGCACAUUGCCCAGUUGAGGAAGAAAUUUGAGGAGGACAAGCAGAGAAUCGCGCUGAUGCGAGCCCAGCGCAAAUUUCGGCCAUACUGA